AUGGCUAUGCACACUAUUGAGAAGCUUAAAGGCUGGGCGAAUUAUUCUACAUGGGCAGUAGCGAUGAAAGCUUAUCUACAAAGUGAUUUGCUGUGGGACACAGUGCAGGUUCCGGAAGGUAGGCAACUGAGCACUGAUCCGGAUAAGAACAUGAAGGCAGCCGACCAGAUAAUGUUGUCAAUUGAGCCUAUACUCAACACUCACGUAAACCAGCUCUCUAGUGCAAAGGAUAUCUGGGAUGCCCUUAAAAAGCUUUUCGGCAGUGAAGGCAUUCAGAGCAGAUCUAGUGGACUACAAGUGCUGGAUGAAAUGUUGGCUACAUUAUUGCUUGCGGGUUUGCCAUAUCAAUAUGACCCCAUGAAAAUGGCCAUGGAGAGCAGUAAUACGAAAUUAACAUUUGAUAUGGUCAAAAAUACAUUAAUACAAAAAAUUGAAAUCCCUCAAGCCAUCGAAGGGACUGCUCAAGGCUUCUACGCUGGAAGUAAACAAAGAUUUCCAAGGAGCAAGCAAAAUAAUAAUGGAGCAAAUAGUUCUCAAAGAAAUAAGCUAGUACAGUGCUACAACUGUAAACGUUUUGGGCACAUAGCUAGAAACUGCCGUUUCUCGAAAGAUAAUAAUACAAAAGCCUGUCAAGCCAAAACAGAGAGUGACGAAGAGCCAGAUACAGAUAAGGAAAACGACAACUUUGCUAUGUUUGCGUUCAAGGCCAUAGUAGAUAAACACACUUCACAAGACUGGAUUUUGGACUCUGGAGCGUCAAUGCAUAUGUGUAGAGACAAGAGUUUAUUUAAGAAUCUGGACUCGUCUUUCAAGUCGAACAUAAACGUUGCAAAUAGUGGAGCGAUGGAAGCUCUUGGCUCAGGCACUGUACAACUUGUUUUGUUUUUUCAAGGACAGAAGAGGAUUAUUGAAAUAAGCAAUGUGUUAUAUGUCCCUAAGGCCACUACAAAUUUCAUUUCAGUUGGCAGCCUAACUCAAAAACAUCAUAAAGUGUUUUUCGAGAACAACAAGUGCUCUGUUUAUUGCCCAGAUGGCACGCUAGUCAUGUCAGGUGUUCGCCUAAGAAACAAUUUAUUUAAGAUCAAUUCAGAUUUUAAAUGUGAUACCAAGAGUAGUGAAAGUUCAGUGAAAACAUAUGCCGCUACCCUUGAUAUAGAUUUGUGGCACCAAAGACUUGGACAUAUCAAUCAUGAGUAUUUAAAUAUUUUAAAGAAUCGUAGUGCCACAGGCAUAAAUUUUCAAACUAAACAGUUAAAGUUUUGUGAAGCCUGUGUCCAAGGCAAAACUGUUAAACUACCGUUCCACAGUGUUGAAACAAAAUCAAAACAAAAUCUUGAACUUAUACACAGUGAUGUUUGUCAAGUGCCAGAUAUUUUGAGAGUCGGCUUCAAGUAUUUUAUAACAUUUGUCGAUGAUUAUUCCAGACAAUUGUUUGUCUAUUUCCUCAAGAAUAAAGCUGAAGUUCCAGAAAUCACCAAGCGGUUUAUUCUCUUCACUGAAAAUCAAAGUGGCUUGAAAUUAAAAAUCUUAAGAACAGACAAUGGGAAAGAAUAUUUAAGGGGUGAUUUUCUUGAGUUUUUCAAAGGUAAGGAAAUACAGCAUCAAUCCACUGUGCCCUACAAUCCUCAGCAGAAUGGAACUGCUGAGCUCAUAAACCGUACUUUACUAGAAAAAUCAAGAGCCAUGAUGCUUCAAGCGCAUUUUAGAGGCAAGAUGGAUUCAAGAACGUGCAAAUGUGUUUUUCUUGGUUACGUUUCGGGACAGAAGGGCUAUAUACUCUGGUGCGAGAAAGCCAGAAAGAUUAUUAUAUCCAGAGAUGUCAAAUUUGAUGAAAAUUUUUACCCAGUACAAGAACAAAAGCGCUCAUUCACUACAUUUACAUUAGUUUCAGAUGAAUCACAGAACCAGAAUGCGGAGCAACACGAUUCAAUGGAUUUUGAAAAUAAUCAAAAGAAGCAAGUUCCACAACACCUGGAUAAUUUUGUUUUAUACUCAGCAGUAAUGGAGGAUUUCAAUGCACCCACAUUUGAACAGGCUAUGCAAGGACCCGAAGGCCAAAAAUGGCGAGAUGCAAUGUGGAAAGAGAUGCACUUUAUCUACAAGAAUAACGUUUGGACUUUGCAAGAGUUACCCCCUGGCAAGAAGCCUAUAGGCACUAAAUGGGUAUUCAAAAAGAAGAUAAACCAAGAUGACAAAAGCAUAUACAAGGCCCGCCUGGUAGCUCAGGGUUUUUCCCAGGAGUAUGGUUCAGACCACAACUCAACGUAUGCACCAGUUGUACAGUUUUCAACUUUGCGUCUCAUCCUUGCUGCAUCCUCCAGCACCAAAGUAUAUAUUCAUCACGUUGAUAUAAAGACAGGGUUUCUACAUGGUGAAGUGGACGAAGAAAUCUAUUUAAAACAACCACAAAGAUUUGAGGAUCCAGAUCACCCGGAUAAAUUCUGUAGGCUUUCAAAGGCUCUAUAUGGUCUGAAACAGGGGAGCAGGGAUUUAGGUCCUGUUCGCAAGUUUCUUGGUAUUAGUAUAGCUGUGGAUCAUGAUCGUGGAACCAUCUCUUUGGAUCAAACAGAUUAUAUCAAGGAAGUUUUCACCUUGAUACGCUAUAUAAAGACAAUCACGAUACUAACUCAAAUAAGCUCAUGGACCCUAUCCAAAUACCACAUAGAACAGCCAUCGGUUGUCUACUGUAUAUUGCUCGCUGCACAAGACCAGAUCUAUCGUAUUCUAUACUUGAAAGGCACAUGCGAGCUCAAACUGACUUUUAACAAUGGCAAACCACCUGCUCAACUACAUAUCCACUGUGAUGCCAGCUGGGCACCGAACUCGAGGGAUUGCAGAUCUGUUACAGGAUACAUUUCACUCCUUCAGUCGGGACCAAUCAGCUGGAGCACAAGGAGCUAA
Messenger RNA from Copidosoma floridanum, 2901 nucleotides. RefSeq lists its product as uncharacterized. Lineage: Eukaryota; Metazoa; Arthropoda; Insecta; Hymenoptera; Encyrtidae. The record is from RefSeq and is a predicted model, not a curated record. Gene Ontology annotation, molecular function: nucleic acid binding; zinc ion binding.